GUUGGCUCGCUGGUAGCAAAAUUUUCUUCCGCCACCAGCGACAGAAACACUUUCCGGAGAAGGUUUCGGUUUUGUUAUUUCUCACAACCCCCAUAACGAGGAGUUAAGGGUGCCGAAAGUUCUUGGUGCACCAGUUUUUUAAUCCACAGCUCAGGCGUAGAGUGACUUGGCAAGUCUUGCUGUAUCCGUGGUGCUUUAAAACAGACAGAAACGCAUUGGGGUGCAUUCCAUAUCGUGCACCACGUAGACCAAAUAUAUUGUUUUUUUUUUGCUCGGUCAGUUGCUGUGUGCGUGCGUGUUUUGGGACGGGGUUGGAAUCUGUUCCAGGCGAGCAAGUUGUUGAAGUUUGUCGGGGGUGGCUUAGGUAAACGAAGGGAUGCGUAGUUACGCUAGGUGACCGGAGUAGGAUUGUGUGAGCUGGCACCUUUAGCAAAAAAGAAGCGCACUGACAGCGGCUCCCCAGUCUCAGGUCCGCUUGUGGGCCAAUGUCAAUCGCACCCCGCUGUGGGGUACUCAAUAACCAAGCAAACCCAUCGCAUUCCCGUCCGAAAAGCGAAUCAAUCAACCGGCACACCUGUCUGUAACACGGGAGUGUGUCUCCCACGCACGAAUCAAUCAAACGCGAUACAGUCGUUUCACCAGCACUUUCGAAUCCGCAUCCGAAGCCGGCCACAAUCAGACUGAUCCUUGCUGCUGCCACUGUUCCUUCACGCGACGAAAAGCGCAGCAGGCAAAAUGGCGCUGAAAAUGGUAAAAGGCAACCUGGAGCGGAUGUUUGACAAAAACCUAACCGAUCUGGUGCGCGGCAUACGUAACAACAAAGAUAACGAGGCCAAGUAUAUCGCACAGUGCAUCGAGGAGAUCAAGCAGGAGCUGCGACAGGACAAUGUCAGCGUCAAGAGCAAUGCGGUCGCAAAGCUAACGUAUCUGCAGAUGUGCGGCUACGAUAUCUCAUGGGCCGGCUUUAACAUCAUUGAGGUGAUGAGCUCGAACCGAUUCACCUGCAAGCGGAUUGGCUACCUUGCCGCCAGCCAGUGCUUCCAUCCGGACAGCGAACUGCUGAUGCUAACAACCAACAUGAUCCGGAAGGAUCUGAGCUCCACCAAUCAGUACGAUGCGGGCGUUGCAUUGUCCGGGCUAAGUUGCUUCAUCUCAACCGAUCUGUCCCGAGAUCUGGCCAACGACAUCAUGACACUGAUGAGCUCCACCAAACCGUAUCUGCGCAUGAAGGCGGUGCUGAUGAUGUACAAAGUGUUCCUCCGGUACCCGGAAGCGCUCCGGCCCGCCUUUCCGAAGCUGAAGGAAAAGCUCGAGGAUCCGGACCCGAGCGUGCAGUCCGCGGCGGUAAACGUGAUCUGCGAGCUGGCGCGAAAAAACCCGAAAAACUAUUUAUCACUCGCGCCCAUUUUCUUCAAGCUGAUGACCACAUCGACCAACAACUGGAUGUUGAUCAAAAUUAUCAAACUGUUCGGUGCUUUAACUCCGCUAGAACCCAGAUUAGGCAAAAAGCUAAUUGAACCGUUGACCAAUUUAAUCCAUAGCACGUCGGCAAUGAGCCUGCUGUACGAGUGCAUCAAUACCGUGAUCGCGGUACUGAUAAGCAUCAGCAGCGGAAUGCCGAAUCAUAGCGCUUCCAUACAGCUGUGCGUCCAGAAGCUUCGUAUCCUGAUCGAGGACUCGGACCAGAAUCUGAAAUAUCUCGGCCUGCUAGCAAUGUCCAAGAUCCUGAAGACCCAUCCGAAGAGUGUCCAGACGCACAAGGAUCUAAUACUGGCCUGUUUGGACGAUAAGGACGAAUCGAUACGAUUGCGUGCGCUCGAUCUGCUGUACGGCAUGGUGUCGAAAAAGAACUUAAUGGAAAUCGUCCGUCGACUGCUCGGACACAUGGAACGUGCCGAAGGGUCCUCGUAUCGGGACGAGCUGCUGUACAAGGUGAUCGAGAUAUGCUCGCAGGGUUCGUACCAGUACGUCACCAACUUUGAAUGGUACCUAACCGUGCUGGUUGAGCUGAUUCUGCUCGAAUCAGGCUCGCGGCACGGCCGUCUUAUUGCCGCCCAGCUGCUAGACGUGGCGAUACGCGUACAGGCAGUGCGUACGUUCGCGGUGAACGAGAUGGCAACACUACUGGAGACUUACCCCGUUACUGCGGCACCGAACGGAACGAUGCAGGAGGUACUGUAUGCGGCCGCCUGGAUUGUGGGCGAGUUCGCCACCCAUCUGGAUGGGCCGGAGCGUACUUUAGGGGUGCUGUUGCAACCGAAACCGGUCGCCGGCCACAUCCAGGCGGUGUACGUGCAGAAUGCACUGAAACUGUUUGCCCAUCUGGUCGGCGAAGCUGUACGUCACCGGGAUGCGGCCGCAAUCGAUUCGUACUGCCAGAAGUUACACGAAGGUCUGCGCAGUUAUCUCAGUUCAGCCGACAUCGAGGUGCAGGAGCGUGCCAGUUCCGUGUACUUUUUGGUUGCGAUGCUGCGGGAGUCGCUCGGUGCGGCUGAACCAACAGUACCGCUAGGUGGGUUACUUGAGCUAGCGCCGGAUACACUCGCAAAUUCGAACGAGGGCGAAGAAGAUAUAACAUACGGGACGACGAAUACUACCUCAGGCUAUGCCACGGCCGCAUGGGACGAGAUCGAGCAGAUCGCGUCCGAUCUCCAGGGGUUGUUUGCCAGCGAGCUGAACCCGGUCGCACCAAAAGCCCAGCGCAAGGUGCAACUGCCGGAGGAGCUCGAUCUCGACGAAUGGAUCAACCAACCGCCCGAAUCGGCGGACGCCAGCAGUGCGGACGGUGGUACGAGCGAUGACGACAAAUUCCCACUGUUCCUGACGGACGGUGCGGGUCGGGGUGGUGCUGGGGGUGAACGUGAAACAAAUGGUGGUGGUGGAUCACGUUCCUAUAAGCGCAUAGAAUAUACACAGGAAGAGCUUGAUAAGAUGAGACAAGCACGACUGCUGGAACAAACAAACAAUCCCAACUAUCUGAAACCGGCCAAAAAGAAGACCGACUACCAGCACGACGCUUACGAAGAUAUACCGAUCGCUGAAAUUGCACUCGAAGUGCCUCUCCAAAUACAUUCCACUAAACGUUCGGAUAAAUAUCUCAUGGAUACGGAUCGUUCAUCGCGCGUGUUCGUCAAGGGUGGAGGAUCGUCACGCAAGGGCAAGGGCGAAAAGACUGGAUCGGGCAAAAAAUCGAAGCGACAUGGCAAGAAAAACAAACGCUACUCGGACGAGUCCGAUUCGGAAAGCGAUGAUCCCAAACCGUUGCACGUCGUGAACACAGUAAUCGAGCUGCCGGAAGGUGCAAUACUGUCCGACACAGAGGAUAAAAACAACGCCGACCCGAACGAUCCGCACCGGGCGCUCGACAUCGAUUUGGAUGCCCCGUUCGAUGACGAGUACCCAGCGGAAAUGAAGCGAAAAUCGGCCAAUAACAGCAAACAUCACGACGUUAUGUUGUUACGGGAUGGAGACGGUAAUACCAACGCCAAAGCCACUCGCGCCGACCCAACUGAACCGAGCGGGGAGCAAUUGACUGUGCCACGGUCCGGUGGUAACCGUUCGUCGUCGAAGCACGCGAAACCGACCGUAAACGAAUCUGAACACCGGGAAAAGCAAAAGAAAAAGAAGAAAUCAAACGACAAGGAGCGUGUCGCCUCAAUGUCGUCAGGUGUGAAAAAGGCGGCGAGCGAAAAUGCGGACACAAUGAUGCUGAUGAUCGAUGAGGAACCAAGCAGAGACGGUGCGGCUAAAGGUGCGAAGGGACGGACGAAACGGGAGAACAAGGACAAGGUGGCCAGACAGGAGGAAAAGGAGGAGGAGGAGGAGGAGGAGGAUGCCAAAGGCAAGAAGAAGAAGCACAGCAAAAAAUCAUCGAAACACCACCAUCAUCAUCAUAGCAAGCGGGACGCGGAUCGACCGAAGGCGGGCUAUGAGGAGAUGCUGGCGCAACCGGGCGGCAACGGUAGUAAGGACGCAAUUUAAUAGUUUUAAAUUUUUACUACGUGCAACCGUACUGAAGAUGGGUGAAUUUCGUUUCGAAGAGAUCCCACAGAAAGAAAGGGAGAGAGAGAGAAAGCAAAAAAGGAAAAUGUUACAGUUAUAUCCUUUAUGUUGCGUUUACCCAAUGUGUGUGUUUGUUUUCGCAUUGUUUACGACACACACAUACGCACACACAAAACAAAACAGCAUCUCCCGUUACCGUAUCGUAAUAUUGUAUCUAUAUGAAUGAGCCACACAAGGAACAAAAUCCCUUUCUUUGUACGAGAAUCGUACAGGAAUCGGCGGGAUCGAACGAUCAAAAUACUCGCUACACCAUCAACGUUCCCAAGGAUUCUUAUUAGUUUGCAUCAUGGCCUGGUAUUGAGCGAUUCGCACGGUAUAGAGAUGUGAAAGUUAGGAUUAUAGAUUUGUCCAAGUGUCUAAUUAUGGUAAGGAAUGGAAAGAGCAAUUUAUUAUUCCGCCGAAACGCGUUCCUGGUAAAGACAGUAUAUAAAAGGAAAAAUCCCUCCCCAGUUAGCAAAUGUGGUCGUUUGUGGUCCUAUCGUCUCAUAAUUAAUAUGUUAAUACAAUAUAAUUACUAUUAUUAUUGCCAUUAUGAGAUCUGUAUUACUAAUUAACAUAAACAAAAUAUUCCUUCCAA
This is a messenger RNA of Anopheles moucheti, 4639 nucleotides long. It is a transcript of the gene garnet, whose product is annotated as AP-3 complex subunit delta. Gene Ontology annotation, biological process: anterograde synaptic vesicle transport; synaptic vesicle budding from endosome; Golgi to vacuole transport. Lineage: Eukaryota; Metazoa; Arthropoda; Insecta; Diptera; Culicidae. Bases 736 to 3981 code for a protein of 1081 amino acids. Gene Ontology annotation, cellular component: endosome membrane; presynaptic endosome; AP-3 adaptor complex. The transcript is spliced from 10 exons. The record is from RefSeq and is a predicted model, not a curated record.